Molecule: messenger RNA, 392 nt
Organism: Gryllus bimaculatus (two-spotted cricket)
Lineage: Eukaryota; Metazoa; Arthropoda; Insecta; Orthoptera; Gryllidae
Source: the annotation of a GenBank genome assembly
UGUAGUGUAAAAUACUUAAUAAUAUUUCUUUGUUGCAAGUUCUACACUGAGAUUAGUCAAGAAGUUUUUGACUGGAGGACUUCACGUCUGAAAAUUGUCCCCAAAGUCAGGAAAGUUUAUGUGUUACCUCUGAGUUAGCGUGCUAAUACCGAAAACAAAAUUGGCUAUUACUAGUUAUUGAGUUUAUACUGUUCAAGAGAUGCUUAUGACAUCGACCCACAUGCAAGUCUAUAUCACUACAAUUUGUAUACAAUAUUUAUUUUCUCCUCUCCGUAAGACAAUAAUUGUAUUUUGAAUUUGUUGAACAAAAAAAAUAUGGGGUUCACUAUCAAGGUAACCAUGUAUAUCUUUACUAACCUAAUGAUACCAAUUAAAAGUCAAGGUCUUGGUGC